This is a messenger RNA of Aspergillus sclerotioniger CBS 115572, 1920 nucleotides long. RefSeq names its product protein phosphatase 2A regulatory subunit RTS1. The transcript is spliced from 8 exons. The coding region runs from base 1 to 1920 and encodes 639 amino acids. Gene Ontology annotation, cellular component: protein phosphatase type 2A complex. Gene Ontology annotation, molecular function: protein phosphatase regulator activity. The record is from RefSeq and is a predicted model, not a curated record. Gene Ontology annotation, biological process: signal transduction. NCBI's taxonomy places the organism in Eukaryota, Fungi, Ascomycota, Eurotiomycetes, Eurotiales, Aspergillaceae.
AUGAAGGGUUUCAGACAGAGAGUGCAUGAGCAGUUGUCGAGGGCAAAAGACGCCAACAAGUCAUCGAAAAAGAAAGAUUCCUCCCAUUCGUCGUCCCAGAACCAAGCAACCCUGCAAGCCAACCAUGGACAGCAGUCCGCUUCCCCUAACCAGGGCACCCCGACCUCGUCCACCACGUCCGUGAAUGAUACCAGGGGAAAGUCGCCGGACAAUGGCUCGCAGCCGGGAAUGUAUCCUCCUGGAACUCCUACCAAGCAGGGACAGCCGAUGGCUCCAAGUGUCGUGAUCAGUCCGAGCGCACCGCAUGUCCCUCCUCCCCCCGGAGCCGCCGAGACCAUGCCAGGAGACCUGGCCCCUCCCAGGAAGUCCCAUGUCUUUGAUCGACUGCAGACGACACCCAAGGAUAUGUCUGAAGGAAUCCGAACCCCCAAGCGCCAGCAUUCGUCGCGAUUCGAUAUUUCCGAUCAGCGCCAGAGAGAGCUGGAGAAGCUGGAGAGUUUCCACGAGGUCCCUCCCCAUCGUCGCCAAUCCCUUUUCAUGCAAAAGAUCGACCAGUGCAACAUUAUCUUCGACUUCAAUGACCCCACUGCCGACAUGAAAUCCAAGGAAAUUAAGAGACUGGCACUCCAUGAACUACUAGACUAUAUCGCCAACAAUCGCUCGGUCAUCACGGAACCCAUGUACCCUCGGGUCGUUGAGAUGUUCGCCAAGAAUCUUUUCCGACCAAUCCCGCCUCCGGUAACUCCUCAAGGAGAAGCGUUUGACCCCGAGGAGGACGAACCGGUGCUAGAAGUCGCAUGGCCCCAUAUUCAGGUGGUGUAUGAGUUUUUCUUGCGCUUCAUCGAAAGUCAGGACUUCAAUACGAACAUCGCCAAGGCAUAUAUCGACCAUCACUUUGUGCUUCAGUUGCUGGAGCUGUUUGACUCCGAAGACCCUCGUGAGCGCGAUUUCCUCAAGACCACCCUACACCGUAUCUAUGGGAAAUUCCUGAACUUGCGAUCAUAUAUCCGCAGGUCUAUCAACAACGUUUUCUUCCAGUUUACGUAUGAAACGGAGCGCUUUAAUGGAAUUGCGGAACUGUUGGAAAUCCUGGGGUCCAUUAUCAACGGCUUUGCUCUUCCCUUGAAGGAAGAACACAAACUUUUCCUAACUCGUGUACUUCUCCCUCUUCACAAGGUCAAAAGCCUGAGCAUGUAUCACCCGCAAUUGGCAUACUGUAUUGUCCAGUUCCUCGAGAAAGACUCGACUUUGACUGAAGAUGUGGUCCUUGGUCUCCUUCGCUACUGGCCCAAGACCAACAGCACCAAGGAGGUGAUGUACUUGAACGAGGUGGAAGACAUCUUCGAGGUUAUGGACCCGGCCGAGUUCGCCAAGGUUCAGGUGCCUCUGUUCCAGCAACUCGCCAAAUCUGUCGCCAGCCCGCAUUUCCAGGUGGCGGAGCGUGCCCUUUAUUUCUGGAACAACGAAUACUUCUGUAACCUGGUUAGCGACAACGUAGAGAUCAUUCUGCCGAUCAUGUUUCCUCCGUUGUACGAGAAUUCCAAAGGCCACUGGAACAGAACGAUUCAUAGCAUGGUCUACAAUGCGAUGAAAAUGUUUAUGGAGAUCAACCCCCAGCUUUUCGACGAAUGUUCCCAUGAUUAUAAUGAGCGGCAGAACAGUGCUGAGGAGCGUGAGAUGGGUCGACAGAACCGGUGGGAGAAGGUGUUGGAACGGGCCAAAGAGAGAAAGAAUGGGGUUACUGUGCCCCCGCAAUGCCAGGUUGCCGAAAUUCCAGUCCACUUAGACGACAUCGACUCAGUGACCCGCGAGAGCCAGCAGCGACUUCAUUCUUUGAGACUGGAUGACUCGGGCACGACGACGGAGCGACGGUCUCGAGAAAGCACGGCAUCUUCGGUGAGUAUUCAGGUCCCCGAAUAG